AUGGUUGUGCUUUCCAAUUUCCGCGAUGUUUUUAACGACUCUUUAGAACAGAAGAAUAUCAGUCUUCCAACAAUCAAGCAAAGUUUUUUAAAAGUGGAUUUUGAAAAAAAUGAUGUAAGAUUACCUAAGAAUACCGCUAUAAUUUAUCAGGGCCAAGAACCUCCAUUGCCUUUUGCUGUUGGUAAAGCAUUUGAUGCAACUAUUUGUAAUUGGAGACGUCUCACAGAAGAGAGUGCUGAUUGCAAAACUGUUUAUGAAGUUACACUUGAUGUAACAGCUAGCAAUUUUAAUUUCAGGCCCGGCGACACUAUAGGUGUUAUACCACAAAAUCUCGAUGAGGAAGUUGAUAUUAUUAUAGACCACUUGGACUUAUUGUCAGUAGUGGAUCUCAGCUACAGGAUAAGCAUUAUUAGUGGUCAAAAAGGCUCUAAAGUACCCGCCCAUAUACCAGUUUGUUCGACAUUAAGGCAUGUUUUUAAGCAUUGCAUAGACCUGAGGGGUGUGGUUAAGAAACUUUUUCUUCUUACCUUAUCAAAGUAUACAAAGGACAAAGCUGAGAAGAAAGCACUUGAAUACCUUUGCAGCAAAGAAGGCGCCAGUUUCCUUGAGGAAAGACAGUGGCUAGACAGUAAAAAUGUAGAGCAGGGUCCAGUUUGGCUAUUUUUCGGCUGUAGACACCCAGAUUUGGAUUACAUUUAUGAAAAGGAGUUAGGGAACUUUGUAUCAACGGGAGUAUUAAAUAAACUUACCACAACAUUCUCAAGGGUGAAUAGUGAAACUAAAUAUGUACAGGAUGCGCUGCUGUACCAUGGACAGGAGGUGGCAAGGCUGCUCAAAGAAGGGGCACUUGUCUAUGUGUGCGGUGAUGUGAAGACAUUAUCCGUUCAAGUGAAGGAUGUCUUAGUGAAAUGUCUAAUUGAAUUUGAAGAUAACACCCCAGAGGAAGCAGAGAAAUUCGUGUGUGAUAUGCAAAAAGGCAAGAGAUAUCUAGUCGAUUCGUGGAAU
Messenger RNA from Iphiclides podalirius (scarce swallowtail), 1005 nucleotides. The record is from the annotation of a GenBank genome assembly. NCBI's taxonomy places the organism in Eukaryota, Metazoa, Arthropoda, Insecta, Lepidoptera, Papilionidae.